UUCGGACCGCUGCAGCUGGCGCAUUACCGCGGGUUCUCCGGGCGGCGCGCGUCCCCUCUCCUCGGCUCCGGGAUGAUCGGCCAGAAGACCCUCUACUCCUUCUUCUCCCCGAGCCCCGCCGGGAGGCGACGUGCCCGCAGUCCCGAGCCGGCCGACCCGGGGACCGGCGUGGCAUUGGUAGCUGAGGAGAGCGGGGAUGCGGCGGUCAGCCCCCCCAAGAAGGCCCGGGCCGGGCAGGAGGACCCCGGCACGCCGCCCUCCUCUCCGCUGAGCCCCGAGCAGUUGAUCCGCAUCCAGAAAAACAAGGCCGCCGCCCUGCUCAGACUCGCUGCGCGCAACGUGCCGGUGGGUUUCGGUGAGAGUUGGAAGAAGCCGCUCAGCGCAGAGUUCGGGAAACCGUAUUUCAUCAAGCUAAUGGGAUUUGUCGCGGAAGAAAGAAAACAUUACACUGUUUAUCCACCCCCACACCAAGUCUUCACGUGGACCCAGAUGUGUGACAUAAGACAUGUGAAGGUUGUCAUCCUGGGACAGGAUCCGUAUCAUGGACCCAGCCAAGCCCAUGGGCUCUGCUUUAGUGUUCAAAGACCCGUUCCACCGCCACCCAGUUUGGAAAACAUUUACAAAGAGCUGUCUACAGACAUAGAGGGUUUCGUUCAUCCUGGUCACGGAGAUUUAUCCGGGUGGGCCAAGCAAGGUGUUCUCUUACUCAACGCUGUGCUCACGGUCCGGGCACAUCAGGCUAAUUCCCAUAAGGAGAGAGGAUGGGAGCAGUUUACUGAUGCAGUCGUGUCUUGGCUAAAUCAGAACUCCAAUGGCCUUGUCUUCUUGCUCUGGGGCUCUUAUGCUCAGAAGAAAGGCAGUGCCAUCGACAGGAAACGGCACCACGUGCUGCAGACAGCGCACCCCUCCCCGUUGUCGGUGUACAGAGGGUUCUUUGGAUGUAGACACUUCUCUAAGACCAAUGAGCUGCUGAGGAAGUCUGGCAAGGAGCCCAUCAACUGGAAGGAUCUGUGACCCUGAACUGGAGGGCGUCCUGGGCAGUUUUCUAGAAGCUGCUAUCGAAGUAUUUGCCAG
Messenger RNA from Odobenus rosmarus divergens (Pacific walrus), 1074 nucleotides. RefSeq names its product uracil-DNA glycosylase (gene UNG). NCBI's taxonomy places the organism in Eukaryota, Metazoa, Chordata, Mammalia, Carnivora, Odobenidae. The record is from RefSeq and is a predicted model, not a curated record. Gene Ontology annotation, cellular component: nucleus; mitochondrion. The transcript is spliced from 7 exons. Bases 73 to 1014 code for a protein of 313 amino acids. Gene Ontology annotation, biological process: base-excision repair; base-excision repair, AP site formation via deaminated base removal. Gene Ontology annotation, molecular function: uracil DNA N-glycosylase activity.